AUGAUAUUAAGCACUCUCUCCCCCUCUUCUAUGCUAUGUCUCUUUUUCUCUGCUUACAUUAUGACAGGAUACAGGGAUGAUAUUAAACUCCUCUUCCUCUUCUAUGCUAUGUCUCUUUUCUCUGCUUACAUUAUGACAGGAUACAGGGAUGAUAUUACACACACUCUUCCCUCUGCUAUACGAUGUCUCUUUUUCUCUGCUUACAUUAUGACAGGAUACAGGGAUGAUAUUAAGCACACUCUUCCUUCUUCUAUGCUAUGUCUCUUUUUCUCUGCUUUUAUUAUGACAGGAUACAGGGAUGAUAUAAGGCUCACACUUCCCUCUUCUAUGCUAUGUCUCUUUUUCUCUGCUUACAUUAUGACAGGAUACAGGGAUGAUAUUAAGCACACUCUUCCCUCUUCUAUGCUAUGUCUCUUUUUCUCUGCUUACAUUAUGACAGGAUACAGGGAUGAUAUUAAGCACACUCUUCCCUCUUCUAUGCUAUGUCUCUUUUUCUCUGCUUACAUUAUGACAGGAUACAGGGAUGAUAUUAAGCACCUCUCCCCUCUUCUAUGCAAUGAUACAGGGAUGAUAUUAAGCACACUCUUCCCUUCUUCUAUGCUAUGUCUCUCUUUUUCUGCUUAUUAUGACAGGAUACAGGGGAUGUCUCUUUUUCUCUAUGAUACAGGGAUGAUAUUAAGCACCUCUUCCCUCUUCUCCUUUUUCUUCAUUAUGACAGGAUAUGUCUCUGUCUCUUUGCAAUGUCUCUUUUUCUCUAUUAUGACAGGAUACAGGGAUGAUAUUAGGCUCACUCUUCCCUCUUCUAUACAAUGUCUCUUUUCUCUGCUUACAUUAUGA
This is a messenger RNA of Acanthosepion pharaonis, 837 nucleotides long. Lineage: Eukaryota; Metazoa; Mollusca; Cephalopoda; Sepiida; Sepiidae. The record is from the annotation of a GenBank genome assembly.